Molecule: messenger RNA, 438 nt
Organism: Auxenochlorella protothecoides
Lineage: Eukaryota; Viridiplantae; Chlorophyta; Trebouxiophyceae; Chlorellales; Chlorellaceae
Exons: 2
Coding region: 1-438 (145 amino acids)
Source: RefSeq, a predicted model, not a curated record
AUGGCGGGGGGUUCCAGCCUGAUGCGGCUGAUGCAGCAGAUUGCCGACACCCUGAUUGUGGGACGAGACAGCUCCAGUCAGGAAUCGGAUGGGCCUGUGGCCCGUCGUCUGCGAUCCGUGCUGAUCAGUCUCCUGGAUGCCAUGGCGGAGUCCCACCCAGGGCAGCGGGAGACGUCCUCGGUGCUCAAACUCCUGCUCCUGGUCCUCACCCAGGCCCCCGCCCUGCUCAUAAGUCCCGGGGACGAAGGAAAUGCCGCCCUGACAAACAUCAUCGCGCGGCUGCUGGCCCUGGUGGCCAGCCCCGAGUUUGCCCCUGCCCGGCCGGCGCUGGGCGACGCCGUCCGCGCCGCUCUGGCGGCUGCCCGGAAGCUGUCCCCGCCCACACAUGCCCGUCUGGCGGCGGGGCUGGCGACUCUCCUGCAGGGUGGGUCUGAGUGA